CGCGCUACGAAAAGCAGCCUGCCCUGCUUGCGAGUGUGCGUGCGUGCGUGCGCGCGCGCGCUUUUACUUCUUGCUUCCUAUAAGCCGCAACGCCGCCGCUGCUUCUUUCCAGCAAACGUUUCAUCGCUUCCACACAACUCCCGAGUUCAUCUCGCGCUCGUUACAGGAUUAUUGCACUCCCUAGUCGCAUGCAUGCAGGAAAAGCGAGUCAUGGCAAUGUUUCCGAGCAAGGAGAUCAUCGUGAUGCUUCUUUGCCUUGGCAGUGCAGUGUCUCUACAAGUGAGCAUUACGCCCGCACAAGGAGAAGUCAGUGUCGGAGAGUCCAAGUUCUUUUUGUGUGAAGUUGUCGGUGCAGUGAAGGGAAUCGACUGGUUCUCACCGAACGGCGAGAAGAUUGAAUCCAACAGGCAGGACAUCACAGUGAUCCGUAACGACGAGACAUCCUCUACGCUCACUAUCUACAACGCUGUCGUCGACAACGUCGGCACGUACAAGUGUGUGGCCACCAGCGGAGACCAGCAAGCCGAGGCCACAGUGAACGUGAAGAUAUACCAAAAGAUUACCUUCAAAAACGCCACAUCACCGCAAGAGUUCACCCAGGGGGAUGAUGCUAUCAUUGUGUGCGAUGUGAUUAGCUCGCCACCACCCACUGUCAUGUGGAAAUACAAAAGGGCAAAAAUCCAGUUUGACAAAGAUGUUCGCUUCAAGAUGUUGGACAACAACCACCUGCAGAUCAGAGGGAUCAGAAAGGCAGAUGAAGGCGUGUACACCUGCGAGGGCCGCAUUAUGGCUCGAGGCGAGAUUGACUUCCGUGAUAUCAGAGUUGUAGUGAACGUCGUUCCCACUAUCAGAGUACGACAAGCAGAGGUGAACGCCACUGCCGACAUCAGCCACUCUGCCAUGCUGGCCUGCGACGCAGACGGCUUCCCCGAACCCACAAUUACAUGGACACGUUCUCUCAGGAGCGAGGUUCUUCUGGAGACCGGGGAUAAGUACAGCUUCAAUGAAGACGGCUCGGAGAUCACGAUAAUGGAUGUGAGGAAGCUGGAUGAGGGCGAUUACACCUGCAUUGCCAGGAACAAAGCUGGGACGAGCGAAGAAGAAGCCAGCCUCCGAGUUUUUGUAAAACCCAAAAUCACAUACUUGGAAAACCAAACCACGACGGAGAUGGAGGAGCAGAUCAGGUUGACGUGCGAGGCCACCGGAGACCCAACGCCAAGCAUUACAUGGAGCUUCGGUGCUCACGUCUUUGCCGAGGGAGAACAGGAGCAUCUAAAGAGGAUUUAUCAGGCAUCUUGGACUCGACCUGAACAACACAAGAGUGAAGACGGCAAUGUGGUGGCACGCAGUGACGCUCGUGUCUCCUCUCUGACGCUGAAGUACGUCCAGUACACUGACGCUGGACAGUAUCUCUGCAUGGCCAGCAACGCUGUAGGCCAGAGCUCCCAGUCCACGUUCCUUGAAGUGCGCUACGCGCCAAAAAUCCUGGGCCCAGUAGCAGUCUACACGUGGGAGGGCAAUCCUGCCAACAUCAGCUGCGAGAUCCUGGCUCACCCCAGUGAUGUGUCUAUCAUGUGGCUGCGAGAUGGACUCCAGCUGCCCAACGCCAACUCAACCAAUGUCAAAAUCUUUACCACCCCCAAUGCCAGCUAUCUGCAGGUUAACCCGGACUCCCAGAACGACUUUGGCAGCUACAACUGCACUGCAUCUAAUGAGAUCGGGACCGAGUCCAAAGAAUUCAUCCUGAUUCAGGCUGACGUUCCCUCGGCUCCCAUUCUCACCGAGGUGAAACCCUACUCCAGCACGGCCGAGGUGCAGUUUGAUGAACCUGAUUCUUCUGGAGGAGUUCCCGUGCUCAAGUACCGUGCCGAGUGGAGAGCAACGAGUAAAAACAACUGGGUCCAGCGUGUCUAUGAAGUCCGAGACGGGCUGAAAGCGGUCACAAUCACGGGCUUAAAACCAGACACGAAGUACGAAGUCAAGAUGUCUGCUAUCAACGGCAAAGGAGAAGGCGAGAGCAGCUCUUUGGUCGCCUUCAAGACAGAGCCUGUUCAAGGGGAGCCCAGUCCCCCUAAACUGGAGGGAGCACUACAGUCCAAAGGCAAUGCACUUAGAGUUAAAUGGAUCAAGCAGGAUGAUGGAGGUUCACCCAUCACACACUACCUCAUUCGGUACAAAGCUAGAAAGGAUUUGGCCUGGAAAGAUGAGUUCCGUGUCCCAAGCACAAGUGGACACGUCCUGCUCAGCGGCCUGGACUGGAACACCGAGUAUGACGUGACGGUGGUGGCAGAGAAUCAACAGGGCAGAUCACAGCCUGGUUCACUGAACUUCCGCACAUCCUCUGAGCCCUCCACCACUCCUGACUUCAUGGAGGACAGCCCAGGCCUGAGCACAGGGCUGAUUGUUGGGAUCCUAAUCCUGGUGUGUGUGGUCCUGUUGUUGGUCGUGGACGCCACCUGCUGCUUUGUCAACAAGUGUGGCCUGCUAAUGUGCCUCUGUGGCAAACCCGGGACCGGUCCGAAGGGCAAGGAUGUAGAAUCAGCAAAAACUGCAUUUGCGAACGACGACUCCAAAGAGCCCAUUGUAGAAAUGACGAAUGAGGAUGGGCUCACAGCCAAUCACGACGUAGGGGGGCACACAGAGCCAAACGAGACCACGCCCCUAACUGAGCCAGAGCGACAGACAGAAGUCACGUCUACAGUGGUGGACUUGCCCCUGUCCUUGGCCACCAACUCAGACACGGUCACUGACACAUUUGACCUGAGUCAGAGCAGCCCUGUUAGUGAGAGCACCACACUCACCUCCAGCCUCACAGCUCCUCCCUCUGAGCCCAAAUCCACCCCGAAAACCUCCAGACCCUUAGACAGUUCCCUCCCCUCAUCAGACCCUCCCUUAGUCGAUCUGGCUGAUUCUCAGGGCAGUAUGCAUUCAGAUGGUCAGAUUAAAUCUGUAGAACUCGACACGCAGCCUCUAGCUUCUCUUACUCUUAGCACUGAGAAGGAAGCUGGAGAUCUGGAGGCAGAGCCAAUGCUUUUAGGAAGCCCGUGUGAGACCAGCACGAUUGUCCCUAAUCCGCAAGCCAGUGGUGGCCCUUUCUCCUCAGAGGAUCUUGAGCUCCAAAUAGAUGGAGGUGCCUCACAAACACAUUUCCCACAGGGCGGCUUACACUCUCUUGCUACAGUUGCCUCCGCAGACCCACCAGCUCCACAAAACGAGAAAAUCCUGGAGAAUGAGGAAAUUAAAGCCGAGGACGGAGAGCUGAAGAAGAUCCAGCCAGAAGCCCAGGCAGAACCAAACGCGGUGCUGCAAACGCACACCGUUGAGAGCAAGGCAUGAUCCGACAAGCCCAAAGACGAAGCGCGGCAACGUCACGAUGAACACGCAAACCGUUCUCUCUUACAGUGCCCUUAAUGAUUUUUUGUUUCUGAAACAGAAAAGUGUAUCAGAAGCUUGUACAUUUCUAAGACUGAGAUUUGGUGUACAUGAUGUACGUAUGCUUUUUUUUUUUUUUUUUUUAUUUUCACAUUCGUUCUGGUUAAAUGAAGCAAAACCUCACAGCGUUUCUGUUGCUCUUUUUACGUGAGUUGGCUGCACAUUUCAAGUGUUUAUGAAAACCAGGCAUCUCGCAUUCAGGUGAAUCACAGCACAUAUUCGCUGCUAGUUUAUAUCGUAUCUUUAUUUUAUUUACACAUUUCUUUGUCGAAAUGGAAAUUAUGACUAUUUUUUAAUCCCAGUUUUCCGAGGGCUAGUCUCGUUUAAUAGUUCGAUCAAAAAUCUUGUUUACGCUCUGUUGCUUUUUUCUUCUUUCUUGUUUGUAUUUGUUUGUUAACUGAUGUUUGAAGAUAUAUAUUGGAAAAACCCACUUGACUUCAUAAUGCAGUUAAACACAGUGACCAAGUAGUAUUCUAAUCACCAGGUUAAUUCAUAUUGUUAUUUCACAUCUAUAGGAAUAUAAUUGUUAUUUUUUAUUAUUCUCUGAGAACUGAAAUUGAAUUUUUUGUUUGUUUGUUUGUUUUUUCUUCAAAACAUUGCUUUGUGAAAACUUUGAACAGAAAUAUGACCAUUUUUGUACCGUGUCCCUCCGGGUGAAACGUUUGUAUUACUCAGCUGACUGUAAGCUUGUGCACUGUGUUUGUGUAUUCUGUAUGUUUUUUUUUUUUUGAUUUAAUUUAAUUUUUUUGAGAAUGUCCGCAUAGCUUAAUGGUAAAAGGUAGGCAAUUUUUAUUUGGAUAUAUAAUGAUGUAAAUUCGAUAGCCGACAUCCAUCUGUGUAAAAGAGGAUCGCUAUGACACUCCUAUCAUUUCAAGUGUUCUUGAUUCUCCACUACCAAUUGCAUGAAAGUCUGCUUUGCCCAUCACUGAUGUUCCAGGAAAAGUGUAGGGCACAGAUGGCAGAUUUGAUCUAUACGUGCAUGCCCAGAGCCGUGUGUAGGUUGACUUUUUGGUGUUCAGCGUGCUAUAUAUUUCCAUCCAGCAGCAGAUAUUCAGUCUCUGGGGUACAAAUAACAAAAGUGUAAUUAUCUGUGCUCAAGAAAUAUAUAUAUACAUACUUUAUAUAUAUAUAUAUUUUCUUUUAUUAUUUUACCCACUUUCAAUAUACUCAGCCAGUCUAACCAAACAGUGUGCCGUGUAUUUCUGAGAUGGAUUCUUAUGAGGAAGUAAGGACAGUAGGACAGUGAGUAAAACUGUGCUUUAAUCUGUUAUGCAUAAAAACAUGUCAUAAGUUGUGUUGUUCUAACACAUUUUGAUUAAACUAAAAUGCAAGGCUA
This is a messenger RNA of Silurus meridionalis, 4768 nucleotides long. It is a transcript of the gene ncam1b, whose product is annotated as neural cell adhesion molecule 1b. Gene Ontology annotation, cellular component: membrane. Gene Ontology annotation, biological process: cell adhesion. The coding region runs from base 193 to 3336 and encodes 1047 amino acids. Gene Ontology annotation, molecular function: protein binding. The transcript has 22 exons. Lineage: Eukaryota; Metazoa; Chordata; Actinopteri; Siluriformes; Siluridae. The record is from RefSeq and is a predicted model, not a curated record.